Messenger RNA from Pseudonaja textilis, 3179 nucleotides. RefSeq names its product adaptor related protein complex 1 associated regulatory protein (gene AP1AR). Gene Ontology annotation, cellular component: endosome. The record is from RefSeq and is a predicted model, not a curated record. Gene Ontology annotation, biological process: regulation of Arp2/3 complex-mediated actin nucleation; negative regulation of substrate adhesion-dependent cell spreading; negative regulation of cell motility. Gene Ontology annotation, molecular function: AP-1 adaptor complex binding; kinesin binding. NCBI's taxonomy places the organism in Eukaryota, Metazoa, Chordata, Lepidosauria, Squamata, Elapidae.
GGCCCGGGCGAUGAAUGAGGCGUGGGCGGGGCUGACGGCCGCACGCGACUGCCGAGCUCGCCGUCACAACGUGAAGGGAGGGGGCCGUGGGGCAGGGGAAAGAAGCGGAGCCGCUGCUUUGCUCGGCGCCGCCGUAACGGCUGGUCGCCGCCGCCGCCGCCGCGUGUGCCCCUUUCUCCUCCAUGCACGAGAGCCGGAGCCGUCACAGCUGUUGCCCCGCCAUUUCUUUCUUCCGCUCGCCGCCGAGGGACCGUGGUAACCGAUUCCGGCGCUCCGUCGGUGGGUGACCGAGCGCCCCCGGCCGCCCUCUCUCAGCAUGCCAUGGGCAACAGCUGGGCGGCGCAGUGGUGUUGCUGGGUCUUCCCGAGACGGGAAGCGGGACGCCUCCAACGAGGAGGAGGAUCAAAGUACUUCAGGACAUGCUCAACAGGAGAACAUUUCACUAUAGAGUUUGAAAACCUAGUGGAAAGUGAUGAAGGUGAAAGUCCAGGAAGCAACCAAAGACCUCUGACAGAAGAAGAAAUCUCUGCUCUUCAAGAAAGGCAAUAUAAUUCCAUUGCUGAAAAACAGAGAACUUUAGAUGACAAACUUCAGUCAGAGUUAGCCAUACAAGAGGAGAAGUUAAGAAUAGAAGAGGAGACUUUAUAUGCUGUGCAGCGUGAAAGAGCCAGGGCAGCAAAGCAAAGAAAGUUCGUGGAGCAACAAAAAUUGCAGAGAAUAACUCAGAAAGCAAAUCACGGAGAUGCCCAAAGUUCUAUGGUAGAAGAAGACUUGGAUUCUUAUUUGAGAAAUGUAAAACUGCCAUAUGAAGCUUUCCGCACUAGUAGACUUUCAUCAGAUGCUACUGUUCUAACACCAAAUACAGAGAGCAGUUGUGAUUUAAUGACCAAAACCAAAUCCACAAGUGGAAAUGAUGACAGCAAUUCCUUAGAUUUAGAAUGGGAAGAUGAAGAAGGUAUAAACAGAAUGAUCCCUUUGAGAGAACGUUCAAAGACUGAAGAAGAUAUUCUCCGGGCAGCAUUGAAAUUUAAUGGCAAGAAAACUGGAAGUAACCCAACUUCCACCUCUGAUGAUUCUACCGGUUUGGAAUGGGAGAAUGACUUCGUUAGUGCAGAAAUGGAUGAUAACGGCAAUUCAGAGUAUGCCGGAUUUGUAAAUCCUGUUUUAGAACUUUCUUCAACAGACCAAAAAACUUCUGGUGUUGAUCAAGAAGUGAGAUAAUGAAAUUGGCCAUUGGGUGCCUAGCAGAAUGGCUGAAAUUGGAAAACCUAAAAACCUGUAUGGUGCACAAUCUUGUAAUCACUGCUGCUGCUGCUACUGCUGCUGCUGCUGCAAAACUUCCUUUUACAAUAAGGAAAUGAUACAGUGACUGCUGUUGGUGACUGAGCUCCAGAUUUCUAGAAAAAGAAGGAAUCUAUGCUAUCUUAUGUCAAUUAAACAAUAUGGUUUGCUAACAAUUGUGGUUUGCUAUCUGAACUGAAUUGUAAGUGCAAUUUUUAUAAUCUACCUUUUAAAUGUUUAUACUUGAAUGAUUCUAUUAUGUCUGUUUUUAGUUUAAGCAUACAGCAGCCUACAUUAAAUAUGGCAUUACAGUUGAAUGUUUUAAUCAAUUGUCCUAAUUCAGUCUUUGGCUGUUUUUUUUUUCUUUAAAUACAGUGGUAUCUCAGUACUUAUCAUUAAUUGAUUCUGGGAGAUACAAUGAGUACCAAAUUGAUUUUUCCCAUAAGGAAUAAUAUAGUGAGUCAUAAGGCAGCCAACACAGACAAGUUCUAGCUUGUGCAUUGAGUACUAAACAAUGAGUACCAGGACAAAAUGUUCACAUCAAAAUGUAUUGAGUACCAAAUUCAAUCAGUUUUAAAGCAGUUGAGUAACCAAAGUACCGCUAUACCUACAUUAACAUAAUUUUAGCAGGAAAUCUGAUCAGCACAUUUGUACUUGAAGUAUGAAACUAAGAAUAGGAAUUCUACUAUGGCUUCCAAAAAACAUAGGAUGCUGCCUUAUAUUGAGUCAGUCUUGAUCCAUAUAGCGCAAUCUUCCAAGCAUUGGCACUACUUUCCCAGUUCUCUUGAUGUUUCAAGCAAUUCCCAGAUUUAUCUGGAAGUGUUGAUGACUGGACGUGGUGAAAGCAAACUACAUGUUCUGCUAUUCAGCUUAAGCAUCCCUAACAGUUUUACUUUUUUUCAGUUUAAUUUGGUUUGAAAAUUAAAUAAAGUUUGGGAUGUGUUUUUUGUUUAUUCCUCCUUGCGUUUUACUGGGAUUAAAUCUCAAGCACAAUAUCUUACAUUUGAAAGCAUUUUCUUUAUAAAGCUAAAGCAUUAUAAAUAAAAUUUAUCAUGGCAGUAAUGAGCCAUGUAACUACAGAAAUUUGGAAAUAUUGAAGACAUCUUUCUUUCAAAACAUUGGAUACCAAAACACAGAGGUUUGCAUUUUAAGGUUCCACUGUUCUUCCAAAUUAAGAUGAUAAACACUUCUAAUAUAAAGUAGUUACUUAAUUUUUAAAUUAUGUAAACUAUUGUCUAAUAAUUAGUAAUUUAGUGCUCUUCUGAUUUGUAAAAUAUCGACAGUAUGAAUAUUUUCUUGGCUAAAUCAAUGCAAAUGCACAUUCCAAUCAAAAUAUAUCUUUCUGAAGUAUGUGAAACAUUCCAUUCUUGUAAUUUAAACUCAGUUUAUCAGAAUUAAUAACUUCUGAAAAUGGAUAGUGAUGACACCAUUAGUCAAAAAAAGGUUACUUUUACUAGUAUGGUUCAAUCCCCCCCGAAUCCUUGUACUUAAUUGGUUCUAACCACUGAGACUAGAAAACUUAUCAUAAAACUGUUUUUCUGAUGAGACAAAAACUGCGUUGGAAUGAUGGUUACAUUUGUAUGAUAAAGUAGACAUGUCUCUCUCACAAGUAUAACCAUUUUCAGAGUAUAGCAAUGUAGUACUGUAAAUCAGGGAGCAGCAGUGUUUACUUCCAUACCUCCUUGGGUUGUUGAACUUCAUUUUGUCUUACUGGUCAUGCUCUAAGCUUCCUAACAAGAGUUUUCUUGCAAAGCAUCAAUAAUGAAAUGCCAUAGACACGCAUAGACAACAUGAGGGCUUCUAGCAGCUGCUGCUACAGUCAAAAGGAAAACCAGAACUGCAACACUGAAAAUCAUUUGAUUUUUAAGUUUGUUUCCUUCAAGUUAAGUUUGACACAC